AUGCUCUCCGCUGAAAGGGGGUUUAUGAAAAAGGGUUGCUUCGAGGUCGUAAAAGAGGAAGUGCAAAAGUUGUUAGACCAGAACUUUAUCACAAUGAUUCCACCUGAACAAAUUGCUCAUGAUAAACCCGAAUGGUACCUCCCAUUGCAAGCAGUGUUUACGCCAGAAAGAACCACAAAAGUUCGACUAGUCUUUGAUUCAUCUUCAAAAGGUCAUGAUGGAUUGUCCCUCAACGAUUACCUUGAGAAAGGACCUAACUUCAUCAAUAGUCUUUUGGAUGUACUGGCAGCAUGGCGAUGGGACGAAGUGGCGUUCACUGGUGACGUUCGUAAAAUGUUCAACCAAAUCCUGGUACAUCCUGAGGAUCAGGUGUACCACAGGUUUCUUUGGAGGAGCAACACACGUGACAAACCAACUGUUUACCAGUGGCUAAGACUGAACUUUGGUGAUAAACCGGCCCCUGACGUCGCAACUAAUGCUAUCAACACGCUAGCCAAGCUUUCGAACGCAGAAUUCCCGGAAGCUGCAGGAGAAAUCCGACAGCAUGUGUACGUGGAUGACAUCGGUGGCUCCAGAGAAACAGUAACCAAGGCAAAGCAGAUUAUCAGCCACAUCGACGCUGUCCUCGCGAAAGGCAACUUCCAGAUCAAAACUUGGCAUUCCAAUGAGGCAGAAAUCGACCAAUCCAACGGUGAACGGUUCACGGAUCUUCUCGGCCUAAGCUGGGAUAAACAGCUAGACACGUUCACCUUCAAAAAGAAUGACCUCGGAGAACUGGAUGUCCUGACAAAGAGGCGCUGUUUAGGUCUUGUUGGUCAGUUAUGGGACCCCAUCGGUCUUGUGCUGCCCGUCGCAAUCAAGUUCAGAAUUGACCUGCAAGGAUUAUGGAGUUCAGGUUACAGCUGGGACGACAUCCUUCCCGAGAGUAUUCAGCAAACAUGGUUAGAGAAUGUCCAGUCCAUAAAUGAUCUCCUGUCAUUUCAGUUUGACCGCAAGCUAAAACCAAAGAACGCAGUGGGCGUGCCUCAAAUUCACGGAUUCUCCGAUGGUGGUGAGCAGGCUUAUGGUGCGGUCAUCUUCCUACGGUGGAAACUUGCUGGCGGAGACUAUCGUAGUGUUCCAGUCACGAUAAAGGCUUUCGUCGCACCUCUGAAGAAGAAGAGCAUCCCGAGAUUAGAACUGUUGGGCUGUUUAGCACUUGCACGCAUGUACGUUACAUGUGUAAAAGCAUUGGAGUUCGCAAAAGCCCAGGACUGGGAAAGAUUCUUCUGGAUCGAUUCAUCAACCGUUUUGUCCUGGAUCAGAACGCCACCACGGGAAUUCAGGCCUUUCGUAUCUGCCAGAGUGGCUGAAAUUCAAGAGACGAUUGGGGCAGACCAAAUACGCUACAUCAAGUCUAACAACAACCCCGCAGACGCUCUGACGAGAGGAAUCCAUCUUAAUCAUCUCAUGAAGUGGUCAGAGGGACCAUCCUUCCUAGAGUUGCCAGAAGAAAAGUGGCCCAGCGCUGAAGACCACACCCGAGUUAACACUCAUGUGGACGACCUCGACGCUUUAAGAGAGAAGAAAACUUUUCGGAAAGAGAAGAAAGCCGGUAAACAUCACAGUGCCGCCGCGGAAGUAUGUCCUGAACUAGAUCAACCUGGAUCUGAAGAAAAUCCUAUCCUUUUACACUUGCUGAAAACGUGUUCUACGUACUCCAAGAUACGGAGAACUCUAGCCUACGUCGGUCGCUUUAUUCACAACGCUCGGAAAAUGAACCCAAAGUCAGGGCCCAUUUCAGUUCAGGAACUGAAGGCUGCCGAGACCCAUCUUCUGAAGUGGAGUCAAUUUCAUGUCAACGAAGACAGCUUGGAUAAGAAACUGGUAGCAAAGAAGGAUGAAGAUAGCCUUUUUGUGCGCAUGGUCGACUUGAAGAUGUCAGAUGUCUCCCGGAAGAGUUGA
Pocillopora verrucosa is the source of this 1944-nucleotide messenger RNA. The record is from RefSeq and is a predicted model, not a curated record. Lineage: Eukaryota; Metazoa; Cnidaria; Anthozoa; Scleractinia; Pocilloporidae.